AUGGCCGCGCAAUACUCGCGCUGCGCGCGCGCCAGCGACUCGUUCGCAGGACCACUCGUCGAAGCGUCAGGUAUAGCUCAUUCACCUCUGCACCCGCUAGUUGUUUUCGACACUGCCUGCGGAACGGGCGUCAUCGGCAGUACUCUGUAUGGUACUCUUCCACGGGAGAAGACCCGCAACUGGGAGCUUCUCUGUGGUGAUAUGUCGCCGCAUAUGCUGGCUUAUACGGAGCAGCGGGUCAAAGAUGAAGGGUGGACGAAUGUCGAGGCGAGGAUUAUUGAUGCGCAGGAUACGAAAUUGCCUAGUGGGCGGUAUACGCAUGUUUUUGCGGCUUUUGCGUUCAACCUAUUUUCCGAUCCGCAAGCAGGACUACGAGAAGCCCUCAGGGUCCUCCAGCCAAAGGGCACGUUGGCAAUAUCAGUCUGGAAAGAAGGUACAGACCCAUCGGCCCUGCAUCCCCAAGAUACCCUCCUAACCACUGUAUCAGGAAACUGGUUCCCAAUCACCCGCGCCGCAAUCGCAACCCUCCCAGGAAACCUCCCGUACCCAUCCCAAACCGAACUGAACAGCAUCUACAACUCUGGCUGGGAUGACCCCGAGCGCAUCGCCGAAUUCCUCGCUGAAGCCGGGUUCACCGAUAUCGACGUGACCACCGGCGACAAGAAGAUUGCCAUGCCGCUUGACGACCUUGCUGAGGCGUGUCUGAUGGUCAACCCGAUUAUCCUCGGACGGUUCUGGACGCAGGAGCAGCGCGAUCAGUAUGCGCAUCUUGUGCCGGGGGUUGUAAAGAGGUAUAUCGAGAGUUUGUUUGGGAAGGAGGGGACUGGGUAUCUAGAGGCUACGGCGAUUAUUGCGGUUGCAAGAAAGGGUUGAGGGAAUGUCGUUUUAGUUAUAGCGAGGAUGCAUUCACGCCAGUGGGUCUAUCACCGAAUUGAAGUGUCGAC
This is a messenger RNA of Aspergillus calidoustus, 944 nucleotides long. The record is from the annotation of a GenBank genome assembly. Lineage: Eukaryota; Fungi; Ascomycota; Eurotiomycetes; Eurotiales; Aspergillaceae.